GCGACACUUCCAUACCAAGACCGCUACGCUGUGAUUAUCUCCACGCCAAUACCCUUGGAAACAGCCAUUUCAGCCACAUAGUGCUUCACGAAGGCCAGCAGAUUUACGACACCGUAUAUUCUGAGCACAAUCCAGAACCAUGACUAUCAGCACCAAAGCAACGGCGACCGAGGAUCGCUUCUCGAAGCCACUUAUUGUCAUUGCCUGCGCAACAAUAACGGGGCACACUCUCCCAUUACUGCCUCACGCCAACGAGCUGACCAAACAAGGCUUCGAUGUCUCCUUCAUUGGUGGUCCCGAGUUCGAAACCCUCAUUCGCAAAACUGGCGCCACCUUCUACCCAAUAGAACAUUUAUACUCCCAGGAGAGCCUAGACUACCUGGAAUCAAUUCCUGAUCGCAGCGCCCGCAUUAUCUGGGGCCUAAAGAGAUUUUUCAUCGACUUGACCGCAUCCAGAAUGAAGUCACUACAAACCGUCCUGGAAACUCUCCGCGAAAAGCACCCAAAUCGCGAGCAGUUUCCCAAGACCCUCACAUUCACCACCACACCGUUGCUUGUCACAAGUGUCGAUACAGCACCGUUCGGGAGCGGUUUAGCUCCCGACUCCAGCGAUGACGGCCGAGCCCGCAACGCUGCGUUGUACGCCGCCGAGAAAAUUAUCCGCGAUGAGCUAGUUGACCAUAGCAACAGCGUGUAUGCAUCGCUUGGAGCAACCAUGAAAGUAGACCAGUGGUUAUUCGACCUGUGGAGCACCCAUACCAUCCUCCUGCAGCCCUGUUCCCCAAGCUUGGAGUACCCGCGCAGCGACCUUUCACCGAAAGUCCGGUUCAUUGGCGGCACACCAUGCAGGAAAACUGACCCUUCCACACCCCUGCCUCAAUGGUGGGGUGAGUUGGAGACGAACAUGCACGCGGCGACCCCGAAGAAAGUCGUCUUCGUUACGCAGGGUACUGUCAAAACUUAUUAUAAGAACCUACUCAUUCCCACCAUACAAGCAUUUGCCGACCGACCAGAUGUCAUGGUCAUCGGCGUGCUGGGAGUGAAAGGCGCAGUAUUGGACGAGGAUCACAAGAUACCCGACAACGCCAAAGUCAUUGAUUAUCUCUCAUAUGAUGCGGUGCUUCCGUACGUUGAUGUCUUCGUGACAAACGGCGGGUAUGGCAGCUUUAUGCAUGGCGUGAUGAACGGAGUGCCCAUGGUAUUAGCCGGGACAGUUCAAGACAAAGGCGAAGUAUGCAUGCGCGGAGAAUGGGCCGGAAUCGGAAUCAAUCUACGAACCGAUACUCCCAGCCCAGAGACCAUUCGAGGGAGUGUAGAGCGUAUAUUGAGCGACCCCAAAUACAAGGCUAGUUCAGUGGUAAUCCAGCGGGAAAACGAGGAAUUGGAUAGUGUUAGUUCACUACGGCGGUAUAUCCUCGAAGAAGAGUAAUC
Messenger RNA from Aspergillus costaricaensis CBS 115574, 1431 nucleotides. RefSeq names its product glycosyltransferase. The transcript is spliced from 3 exons. The coding region runs from base 140 to 1429 and encodes 429 amino acids. Lineage: Eukaryota; Fungi; Ascomycota; Eurotiomycetes; Eurotiales; Aspergillaceae. The record is from RefSeq and is a predicted model, not a curated record. Gene Ontology annotation, molecular function: UDP-glycosyltransferase activity.